Molecule: messenger RNA, 1717 nt
Organism: Diachasmimorpha longicaudata
Lineage: Eukaryota; Metazoa; Arthropoda; Insecta; Hymenoptera; Braconidae
Exons: 4
Coding region: 757-1221 (154 amino acids)
Source: RefSeq, a predicted model, not a curated record
UCUCCCGACUGAGUUGUUCAGCCGAACAAAAGUACAUUUUCCCGAGUGCCCACACUGCCCCGCCUGCCUGUAAAAAUCAAAAGGGGCUCCAUGAACACGAGCAGCCGGCUCAUUCAUCCCAGUAACGUAAAAAUUGUGAAAAUAACGUGGAAAAGAGGAAGUCAGUGCCUUCUGAUCUGCUGCGAUCGAGCGUGGAGUAGAACAAGUGCCGCUUACUGCAGACUCGGUGACGCAUGCGCCCACGAAGCGCGGCAAAUUGGAGUGUUCGAUCAUAAACAUUAUUUCCCGUAGAAAACUGCCGGACAUUUGGUGUUGCUCGGCAAACAUUUAACAAAGUGAAGGCAAUCAUUACGUUCCAUUACAGUUGCGAGCAUAACGAGUUAAUUUAAUUAACUAUUAUAAACCUGCGUCGCAGCGAGAAAAUCAACUAGUCAAUGUUCAAAGGAUCGGAAAAUCUCUUCCCCAUUCUCGUUGACGCGCCGCUGCACACCGGGGUAACCUUGACAUUUCAUUGUGACGCGAUCACGUUUAUUUUAGAAAGGUACUUGAAGAGCUAACGGUACAGUGCAGGUUAAAACAGUAGAACCCAAGCUGAGCAAUUUCUUUUGCACCCUUUCUCCUCGCGAAGAUUCGAGAACCGUUUCCCCUGGGAGAUUCAAAUGAUUUUGUUUCAACUCUCUGAAGUAGUUUUGUAAGAUUUAUCGCGAUUGCACGCAGACGCAGAAAGGGGCGGUUUUAGGUGCUAUCGGUUCCUGAAUGAUCAGCACUUUUAGGGCAAUCGAGAGAACUGCUCACCAUGGAAUUCCGGUGAGAUAUCUAUCAGCCGGUGGGAAACCGAUGGCUUCUGAGGUCUUAACGAGCUACCUGAUGCAGACUAAAGAGCCACCGUGGACCUCGUACUUCGUGAGGUACACAGAUGUCGUCAACGAUCAACGUGGCAUGUCACACUUCAAUUGGCCAGUGGGAAGUAGCAACUACCACGUACUCCGCACAGGUUGCUUCCCCUACAUCAAAUAUCACUGUACAAAACGCGCGCACGAGGACCUCAGCGCCGAUGACAAAUUCUACAAGGCGAUCAAGAUAAUUAACCUUGGUAUUCCUCUUCUGCUUUACGGCCUCGCUGCAACCCAAUUGAUAAGACACGAGGAGAUCGUUAAAACACCCAGGGGCGAGGUUAAAAUUUAUUUUCUGCUUCCUGAAGAUAAAGGGUCUCUGCACUGAGAACCAAGACUCAACAUUGAUGACUAUUAGAGGAUUGGGGUGUAUUUGGUCAAACUUUUUAUGUUCAGGAAUAUUUCAAUGUUGAGGGAAAUAGAAAAUUUUGAGCAACAAAUUGGAGGAAUAGUGGGUGUUUCCGGGUUAAAAGUUUGAGAGAAAGGUAUUUAUUUGCUGGUUGGAGGCGGCGAGAUGACUGUUUAGAGGAUACCUUGAGGGCUUCGUUUAGUCUUUCAAAAGUCACGAGUAUUUAUUACCCAUCUCGUUAAGUUAUUGAACCCAUGGCAAUUGAUUGGGUUGUUAAUUGCCGUGAUUAUUCAUUCGAUAUUGGAAUAGUUCUUUAGUCGCCAUCUUCUAUCAAUAUUAUGUCGAGAAUAUUCAUGAUUCCAUGGAGAAAACUUUGUGAGAAGGGCGAAAAAAUCAUUAAUGAAAUAUCUAAUUUUGUAAUGUUGUCAAUCUGUGGAUCUUAUGAAAAUAAAUAAAUACUUGGAGCCAACAGGUU